Somion occarium is the source of this 549-nucleotide messenger RNA. NCBI's taxonomy places the organism in Eukaryota, Fungi, Basidiomycota, Agaricomycetes, Polyporales, Cerrenaceae. The record is from the annotation of a GenBank genome assembly.
GCGAUCGUGAUCGGACUUGGAAUGAUAGGACUUGUCUACCCCCACCAUGGCGUCCCAGAUUCUGCCUCUUGAGCUUAUUGAUAGGUGUAUUGGCUCAAGAAUAUGGGUCAUUAUGAAGACUGAGCGUGAAUUCACCGGUACAUUGACUGGUUUCGAUGAUUUCGUUAAUAUGGUUCUAGAGGAUGUAACUGAAUUUGAGAUCACUCCUGAGGGAACGAAGAAAACAAAACUCGCGCAAACGCUUCUCAAUGGAAACAAUAUAUGCAUGUUGAUUCCUGGAAGCAAUGGUCCCGACGAUGCAUGAUGGAAGUGUGCGACCCUCGCCCUCUUUUCUUCAGACAGACUGCAAGUCUUCACCAAUCAUGUCAAAUAGAUAUCCCGUCUCUAUCAAACUGGAACUGCAAACCCAGUUCUGGUAGGUCACGACGAGCAAGCUUUGGAUUUGACUACUGUUUCGUCAGAUGCUGUUGUCUGUCAUCCUAUUCUGCAUGUAUUGUACUGUUUCACUAGGUUUCACUCAUCCAAAUGAUUACUCGCUUUUGCUCUCGU